This is a messenger RNA of Prunus avium (sweet cherry), 558 nucleotides long. NCBI's taxonomy places the organism in Eukaryota, Viridiplantae, Streptophyta, Magnoliopsida, Rosales, Rosaceae. The record is from RefSeq and is a predicted model, not a curated record.
AUGUUGGAUUGUAAACCGAUUGAUACCCCUAGUGAGCAGAAUCAUAAGUUGGGGAUAUAUCCCGAUCAAGUUCCAACUGACAAAGAACGUUAUCAACGACUUGUGGGGAAGUUGAUUUAUUUGGCUCAUACUCGUCCAGAUAUUGCGUAUGCUGUAAAUAUAGUGAGUCAGUUUAUGCACUCUCCUAGUGUAGAUCAUAUGGGGGCUGUGACUCGUAUUUUAAGGUAUCUGAAAGUAACUCCUGGCAAGGGGUUAAUUUUCUCCAAGUAUGGCCAUACAAAUGUAGAAGGGUAUACAGAUGCUGAUUGGGCAGGUUCAGCCACAGAUAGGCGUUCGACAUCUGGAUGGACGACAGAAGAUGGAAGGACUUAUACAAACACAUUGCAAACACACGAACCUAGAGCUGAUUGGCAAGUGGAAAAAUUUGGAGAUUUGUCCAAAGGCUCUGGUCAUGGACGUGAGGCAUUGUCAAUUGUGAAGUUGGGACCUAAUAUCAAGUACUUAAAUCCGAAGGGUGCAAAAGUUAAUCGGGGUGGUCUUGUCACGUUGCUGCACUGA